Messenger RNA from Betta splendens (Siamese fighting fish), 1546 nucleotides. Its product is annotated as dehydrogenase/reductase SDR family member 12-like. The transcript has 10 exons. The record is from RefSeq and is a predicted model, not a curated record. The coding region runs from base 165 to 1166 and encodes 333 amino acids. NCBI's taxonomy places the organism in Eukaryota, Metazoa, Chordata, Actinopteri, Anabantiformes, Osphronemidae.
AUCACCUGCCUGACGGGGUGAGCGGUUAGGUGUCAAUACCGUGACGGCCCGGUAGGGGGCAGCAGACGCUUCCUCCCUCCUCCCCUGCGAGACCCUGCUCGGUCACAGCUGUAGCGUGGGACUCGCCCGCUGAUGCUCUUCUUUGGAAAACUUCACUUCCCAACAUGUCCCUGUACCGAAAUACCGUCUGGUUUCUGAAGGGAAUCCAAGAGUAUACAAGGAAGGGGUACGAGGCCGCAAGCAAAGACUUCGACCCCCGGGACCUGGACGUGUCCGUGGUGGGACGGUCCUUUAUGAUCACAGGAGCCAACGGAGGGGUCGGCAGAGCCGCCGCCACGGCCAUAGCCAGGAGAGGUGGAACCGUCCACAUGGUGUGUAGGAACAAAGACAAAGCGGAGGAGGCGCGGGCCGACAUUGUCCAGCAGUCUGGAAACACCGAGAUACACGUCCAUAUUGUGGACGUGUCAGAGUCACAGGCAGUCUGGGCGUUUGCUGAUGCAUUCAAGACACAGUAUUCGUCAUUGAAUGUGUUGAUAAACAAUGCUGGGUGUAUGGUGCACAAGAGAGAAGUGAACAGGGAGGGACUGGAAAAGAACUUUGCCACAAACACUUUGGGGGUGUUUAUCCUCACCGAAAGCCUCCUCCCGCUCAUGCAGAAGAGCCGGGAUCCAAGAGUGAUCACCGUAUCCUCCGGAGGCAUGCUGGUCCAGAGGCUCAGAGUGGAUGAUUUACAGUCAGAGGAGGGCUGCUUCGACGGUGUCACGGCGUGCGCCCAGAACAAGAGGCAGCAGGUGGCGCUGACGCAGCACUGGGCCAAAGCCAACCCUGUCGUUCAUUUCUCAGCCAUGCAUCCAGGAUGGGUUAAUACACGAGCUGUUUCCACAUCAAUGCCUCAGUUCCACCAGAUGAUGGGGGAGAGGCUGCGCAGUGCAGAGCAGGGAGCCGACACGGUGGUGUGGUUGGCCUUGUCCAAAGCCGCGGCCAGAACCCGCAGCGGGCGGUUCUUCCAAGAUCGUAAGCCCGUUCCCACCCACCUGCCUCUGGCCUGGACUCGCAGCUCGGCUGAAGAGAUCCAGAGGUUCGUGACUAAGCUGGAAACUCUGGCCAGAGCAGUUCAGCCACGACCUGAUGAAGCGAUGAAGGCCUCCACCCCACAAUUUGUCUAAACUUUACAUAUUAGUAACAAUGAGCUCAAUAUUCAAUAGAUGUGUUGCGCUUGAUUUCUCCAGGACCUAAUUUGAACUGUUAGGUCAACAUUGUGUAAUCAUUGUUUACAAUGACACAAAUCAUUGUUUAAUUUCAUGCUCACGUCAGUAGCAGUUUUCUAAAUGAAUUCAAAAUGUUUGAAUGAUGGAUUUUCAUAAUCACGAUGGCAGACAUGAUCCACUGUUACUGUUCCAGAUGUGCAGUAGCUGCUGCUUUUUGGGGGGUUUGUUGAAACUGUGAAACCUUUCACACUCUUAAAUGCAUCUCCCCAUGACAUGAUAUAUAAUAAAAUAAAACAAAUAAUUACAACUGAACAUUAAACUCUGACUAAACCAUUGAA